UCAAACUGGAUUACGACGAUAGUCAGAAUGAGCAGCAACAGACAACAGAAAUUUCAGAGUGGGACACCGGUUGGCAGCAUGGACCGGAAAAGGUGAUCGUAGAAGUACGAGAAACAGCGACUGAGACUAUAACUUUUCUAGAGACAAGCACUGUAAAUAAUUCCACUGAAACACUAGAGGGAUCCGGACCAAAUAUAGUUGUAAGGCCUGAAGAGGCACUCAUUGUUAUUUUUGUACUUAUACUAUGGAUAGGCGCUAUUGGGCUUUUCUUCCACCGGUGGGGAAAAAUACGAAUGCUGGAGCCGUAUCAGCCAAAGUUUAUUCAACAACAUCGAGGUUCCUGUCCGUUGGUGGAGCUGGACUUGGAUUUACCACCGGUUCCGCAGAGAUCAUCACUCUCAAAGAUGUCCUUGGGUCUGCAGUCGACGAUGACAUCUGUCUGCUCGGGAGGAUAUCCCGGCUACACUCGCCCCAGGCAGAAUUCCGUUUUCGUGGGGCCGCACGUGUUUUCGCCACCGCAACCGCCCAGAAAAACACGUUCUGCUGUCGACAUCCACUCGAUGAUACUCAGCGAGGGCGAAUCGGAACCUGUCUAGCUCCAGCCGAACGCCUUCCAUUCCUCCAGAUGAACUAACAACAGAUGAGCACGAAAAGAUGCAUCCUACAAAACAUUUCAAUAUUUUUGUAUCGUGACAUACCGAUGAUAUAUUUAUAUUUGACUUUCCUUUUUUUAUACACACAAACCGUGUUGAGAGUCGUUAGCUGAAAUUACCAACAGAAUUUACCCUUGUUGAAUAUGAAGUAAAAAGUAGAUCAUUUUCUCUCAUAUUGAAAGUGUUGUUUAUACUCAUACCGUUUUACGACCAAACUAGACGUUAUUUCUAGAAACUUGAAAUGGUUAAAGCAUGCAUUCUUCGGUAGAAUUCAGACGGGUUUACGCGUGUGUAAGAAACAUUCACAAAUUAUGAUAUACUGAUAUACGGAGAAGAGUAAAUUCUAAAAAUAGCCUAUUAUUGAUGAUUGGGAUCCACUACUAGGAAUAAUGGCGAGUAGUAUACACAUCUACGGUUUUAUACACUUUCAUAAGAUGCAUUUAUCUCAAGCAGAGCGGGUUUGCGUUUAGAAAUGUAGUCCGUACAAACCUGAUGCUUCAUUCGUUUGUGAGAGAACUAAUCGAGCAAACCAAUGCGCAACAAUUUUUGUCAAUUUUAAACAACGUAAACCAGACCUAAUACUCAAUCUACAUUGUAAACCUUUCCAAAGUUUUAAUGAUAUUCAUUAGAUACUUAAAAGAUAAACUACCCGUCUGAUAAAAAUUUGUUGGAUUAAAUAAACGAAAAACAUAAUUCAAUCCCUAAUGGCCAUAUAAUAAAAAAGUAAAUAAUUAAGUUGUACAUCAUAUUGAUAGGUGUCUAAAUAAAAUCCAAAGCUCUUAUAUUAAUUGAAAUUUCCUCAACAAAACAAACGUAGCAACAUGAGAACGUUGUAUAACUAGAGAGUGAUUGUUAACAAAGACUAGACCAAAAGAAAGAAUGAAAACUUUUAAAUAGAUUCGUUCAUAAACCA
Molecule: messenger RNA, 1566 nt
Organism: Aedes aegypti (yellow fever mosquito)
Lineage: Eukaryota; Metazoa; Arthropoda; Insecta; Diptera; Culicidae
Exons: 5
Coding region: 294-596 (100 amino acids)
Source: RefSeq, a predicted model, not a curated record